Molecule: messenger RNA, 1626 nt
Organism: Talaromyces marneffei
Lineage: Eukaryota; Fungi; Ascomycota; Eurotiomycetes; Eurotiales; Trichocomaceae
Exons: 3
Coding region: 1-1626 (541 amino acids)
Biological process (GO): ribosomal small subunit biogenesis; ribosomal large subunit biogenesis
Cellular component (GO): nucleolus
Molecular function (GO): DNA binding; RNA binding
Source: RefSeq, a predicted model, not a curated record
AUGGCGGAUAUUGAGGAACGGCUUCGAAGCCACUCCGAUGCCUUUAGCGGGCUUAUGUCUUUGAUUCCUGCUAAAUAUUACUAUGAGGAGGACAAUAGUGAUCAAUGGCAGCGCAAGAAACAGACAAAGGAAGAAGCCAAAAACGCCAAACUGGCAAAGCUAGACCCGGACUCGGCCAAGUCGGCAAAGGAUGUCAUGGAUGAGAAUGCAAGGAAACGGAAACGGGAGGAAGGGAAUGAUGAUAAUGAUGACAACCAGAGCCAGUCUGCUGAGAGCGAGUUGGGUUCCGAGUUACCCAAGGAGGGAAUUAAGCGAGGAGACCUCAAGAGCAAGAAACAAAAACAAAUAGAUGCUGCUGCAGAGAAGGAUAAUAAAGGCUCGAAUCGGAACGCAGAGGCCGAAGAGCGACGAAAGUUGAAGGCGGAGAAGAAGGCAGAGAAAAAGGCAGCGCAACGUGAAAAGAAAAAGGUUAAGCAAGCAACCAAAUCUGAUAAGAAGCAAAAUGUGGACGAGCAGUCUGAACCUGCUGAACAACCGUCUACGACUACACCAAAAACUCCUUCGGAUGCAAAGUCCGAGAAGAAACCUUCUGUAAAAGACAAUGAUGCCGAGGAAGAAGAACUCGAGAUAGUCGAAGGGCUAGAUUUGGACACGAAAGACUCUGCAUUAGAAGAAACAUCAUCCACCACAUCAUCAAACCCAAACUCCUCGACCUUUGAAAUGUCAAACAACAACUCCGGUACUUCCUCCACUUCCUCCAUCGUUCCACCUAGCGAGGCCCCCAAACCCACCCUCAAACAACUCAAGACCACACCAGACGAACUCCGCCAACGACUCCAAAAACGCCUCGAUGAACUUCGUGCUGCCCGACGAGCAGACGGUCUCAAUGGAAAACCAGCACGGACAAGACAAGAACUCAUCGAGGCUCGCCGGCGCAAAGCCGAAGAGCGCAAACAACACAAGAAGGAACUGAGACGCAAAGCCAAGGAAGAAGAAGAGCAGAAAAGGGAUGAGGAAAUGCAACGACGGUUUUCGCCCGGUGGAUCCGGGUCAUUGCUUGCUUCUCCUCGCUCGCCUGCUGAAUCGUUUACUUCCAAUUCAAACAAUAAUUUUGCGUUCGGACGAAUUGCGUUUCCGGAUGGGCAACAUGCUGAUCCUACACUGUCACGACUGCUUGAUGAUAAAUCUAAACAUGGCCCCCGUGAUGCCGCCGCUGCGCUCAAAGUCGCCGAAGCCAAAAAGACUCGUCUCUCAGGCCUCGACGAGGAGAAAAGAGCUGAGAUCGAAGAAAAGGACAUGUGGCUAAACGCAAAGAAACGUGCUCACGGUGAACGAGUCCGCGACGAUACGUCCCUCUUGAAGAAAGCACUCAAGCGCAAAGAAUCCGCCAAAAAGAAGUCUGAGCGUGAAUGGAAAGAGCGUAUCGAGGGCGUCACAAAGGGUAAAGAAAUGAGACAACAACGCCGCGAAGAUAAUAUCCGCAAGAGGAAAGAAGACCGUGGCUCCGGCGGCGGUGGUGGUGGUGGCAAGAAGGCCGGCGGAAAUAAUAAGGGCAAAUCGAAAGCCAGGCCUGGGUUUGAAGGCAGCUUCAAAGCGAAGAAUGGCGGUGGUGGGAAGAAGAAAUAA